Molecule: messenger RNA, 1237 nt
Organism: Mercenaria mercenaria
Lineage: Eukaryota; Metazoa; Mollusca; Bivalvia; Venerida; Veneridae
Product: proton-coupled zinc antiporter SLC30A1-like
Exons: 5
Coding region: 468-974 (168 amino acids)
Biological process (GO): zinc ion transmembrane transport; intracellular zinc ion homeostasis; detoxification of zinc ion
Cellular component (GO): membrane
Molecular function (GO): zinc ion transmembrane transporter activity
Source: RefSeq, a predicted model, not a curated record
UCUGUCGGCAUGCAAGCGUCUGAUGAUGUUGAUCAGAAGUGUAAAAGUUGAUAAAACCGUAUAAAAUACUUUGGCAUAAAUUCAUUUGAAAAUUGCUAGAUGAAAGCCACGAAAAACGAGUUUUUUAGGCAGAUUUUUGAAAGUUGAUGUUGGUACUUUUUACGCAUGCGCAGUAAGCAGAAAAUAAGUCACCUUUUGUAUGCGACUUUGUAUUACAUGUCAAUGCUUCCUUUACUUGAUUUGAAGGUCGUGGGGAGGGUGGUGGUAAUGGCCGUAGUCAUGAAAUUGGUUACAGUCAAGGAGGCAGUGAUGAAUCCGGAACAAAUCAGAAAGAAAGUGAGUCAUUGGUGGAAAGUAAAGCUGGAAAUGGAGGAGAAAAUGGAAAUUCUAGCAGUUCUGAACCUGGUUUAGAAGAAGUUUAUAUUCGUUUCGAUGAAAAUGAAGUUUCAUCAAGUGCACACCUGAAUAUGAGAGCGGUAUUUUUACAUGUUUUGGGUGAUGCCCUGAACUCAUUGAUUGUUAUGGUUAGUGCUCUUAUAGUUUGGUUUGUGGACAAAGAUUGGGUGUACUAUGUGGACCCUGGAAUGAGUAUGAUUAUGGUGUGCAUAAUUCUUUCAACAACAAUUCCACUAUUAAAAGAAGCUGCACUAAUUUUACUGCUGACAGUGCCAACACAUAUACAGGUCACUGAUAUUAAAGAAAAAAUGAUGAAUCUAGAUGGAAUAGAAGCUGUGCACGAGCUCCAUGUGUGGCAGUUAGCGGGAAACAGAGUCAUAGCCUCAGCUCAUAUUCGAUGUCACAAUCCACAUGAAUAUAUGACUUUAGCAGGGAAAAUAAAAUAUAUAUUCCAUAAUGAAGGCAUAUAUUCCAUAACUAUACAGCCAGAAUUCUUAGAGGUAAAGUCCUAUUUGAAAAUUGUUAGCAAUUUAUACUCCUUGUAUGUUUACAUUAUAUUUUCAUGUAUGCAACAUUAAACUGAAUGUUUCUGCUUUGCUGAUUAUGCGUGAACUUCAUCUUAACCCUUAUCACGCUGGACACGAUUGAUUAGUGUAGAUUAUGAUCAGCCUGCAGUCUGAUCAUGAUCUGCACUGUUCGCCAUUUAGUCAGUAUCUUUUUGGUAAGCACCCCUUUUAACAGUUAAUGGAACUGUCCAAAUUGAAAGAUGGACAAGUUCAUUAUAGAAAUUUAGCAGGGUGAGGGAUAAGGCAUUAUUCUGUAAGUAUAUAUAUUCCAAAUA